Messenger RNA from Trichoderma citrinoviride, 2139 nucleotides. RefSeq lists its product as hypothetical. The record is from RefSeq and is a predicted model, not a curated record. Lineage: Eukaryota; Fungi; Ascomycota; Sordariomycetes; Hypocreales; Hypocreaceae. The transcript has 4 exons. The coding region runs from base 1 to 2139 and encodes 712 amino acids.
AUGGCUCCAGGCACGAGACGCGCCAACCGCAGCGGCUACGUCGAGCACGACGAUUUCGAAGGCCUCCCCGUCCGACAAUGGCGCCACGAAUGGGUCAAUGUCGCGCCCCCCGUCCAGCAGGAGCAGCAGCAGCAGAACGACAUCUGGGCCAUUGAGCUCCUCCACGGCAUGCCCAAGGAUGCCGCCCUGCUGCCGCCGCACACCCAGGAGCUCCUGCGCGCUGCGAGGUCCGGCCGCCUGUACAAACGACCGCAUCCGGUCGAGGACGACGACGGCGAUGGCGAGACGGUCCUGGACAAGCCGGAGAAGAAGGAGGACGACACGAGCUCGCAGGGUUACCAGAUAAGGAUCUGGAAGCAGCUUCCUAAGAAUGUCGAGGCUCCAGCCAUCUCGCACCUUGCUAAGCGCAGGAAGAACACCGUCACCGUCGCCAGCCGAACUGUCGAGGAGAAGGUAACUGGCCCGACGGUGACGAGGGCUACGGUCCGGCGGAUGGACGCUGCCGGCAACCCGUACACAGAAGAAGUCACCCUGUCAGAGGGCCAGCGUGUAGACGGCGAAGUCAUUGCGACCCGAGUGGAGGCCGUCACGGCGGCUCAGCCAGACGCAUUCGCAGCAGCGCCGCCGUCGGCUGUGAGAAGGAGGCCGCCGCCGCCCAAGCGGAAAGCCAAGGCAGGGCCUGGAAGAGGCAAGAAGAAGAUUAAGCAGCCCGUGUUGGCAGACAAGCCAAUUGCCGGAACAGCACCCGCCGCAGGGGCUGGAGCCCCAACUGCAGUCAAGACGGAGGUCAAGGACGUGGUCACUCCCGUGCCCAGCGAGCUUGAACCUCGGAAUCAGGACAGUGAGAUGGGCGAGGCUGACGGUGAUGACGACGAAGAAGAGGAGGAAGACGGCGACGACGGCGAUGAAGGCGAGGAGGGAGAUGAAGGCGAUGAGACCGUCGAUGUCGAAGUGCCAGAUGAAUCCAUGCUCGACGCUACAAAGGACCAGGACGAGGACAUGGUGGAUGCAUCGCACAUAAUCGACAACCCUGACGUCGAAAUGAAGGAUGAGCAACCCGCGCCCAGGGAGCCGUCGCCUCCCAAGCCGCCGACUAUUUCCGCACCGGAAGUGCCAGCAGUGCCGUCGAAGAGCCCGUCUCUUCUGCCGCUCAAGCAUGAAGACACCCCGCCCAGGAAUCCCGUCAUUGUGCCCUCGCCGUCCGAGCCAUCGGUUCACGCCGAAUCCGCGAUCGAUACCGCUGUGCCUGUGCUGGACACGCCAGCCGACGACACAGCGGACUCCGUCAUUGCCGAGCCGCCUUCGACAAUCGUCGGUGAGGCCCCUCAGGAGGCCAUUGAGCGCGACCUUCCUCAGGCUGCGGAGCUGCCUCCCCCGGAGCAGGUGGGCAACAUCUCCAGCCCAAAGGACGAGGACGGAGCCUCCCGAGUCUCUGAGGAGACGCCCAAGGGUCAAGCGACGAGCCAGCCAGAGACCAUUGCAAAGCCGGUCCUGUUGCAUCAGCUGUCUGCGAUGACCGAAGACACCAUCAAGCCGGAAGACUCAGUCUCAGUAACGGCGCCUCUGCCAGAGUCAGAGGCGCCUUCAGAGGUUGGAAACGUCUCCGUAGAUGGUGCAAAGGAAGAGGCUGCCCCAGCUGACACUGUGGCAGUUUCCGCCGCCGCACCUGAAACUGAUGAUCCAGAGGUAUCUCUCGAUAAUGACGUGACCGAGGAGAAGGAGUCAGAUCUGUUGGGCGGCUUGAUGGGAGAGCUGGACCGGCAGGCGGCUGCGUCACAGCUAUUGGAGCAAGUCAUCAAGGGGGAUACCGCACCGGCUACCGAGGUGAAGGCUGAGGAGAGUUCUGUCGAACCGACACUGCCUGAGGCUGCCGAGCCGGAAGCUGACGCCGCACCGCCCGUCGUCGCAGCGGCCGGCGAGCCCAUUGCGGAGCCGGAGCCUCCGACAGAGCCUCAGACAGAGCUCGAAGAAACAGAACCAGAACCGGAGCCAGAGUCGACGCAAGAACCGGAGGCCGAACCCGAGGCGGCACCUGUACAAGCACCAGAGGAGCAGGCCGCAGCGGAAGCAACGUCACCAGUGAAAACAGAGCCCGCCGCCGCGGAAGAGGAGAAGGGGGACCAGCCUGCCAACGUGUAG